Messenger RNA from Juglans microcarpa x Juglans regia, 1441 nucleotides. RefSeq lists its product as uncharacterized. Gene Ontology annotation, cellular component: cytoplasm; nucleus. Gene Ontology annotation, molecular function: nicotinamide-nucleotide adenylyltransferase activity; ATP hydrolysis activity. Lineage: Eukaryota; Viridiplantae; Streptophyta; Magnoliopsida; Fagales; Juglandaceae. The coding region runs from base 321 to 1316 and encodes 331 amino acids. The transcript has 12 exons. The record is from RefSeq and is a predicted model, not a curated record.
ACACCCUGUGUUCAAGUUACGCUCUCGCUGGUUGUCUAAAACAAGUACAAAGGAAUCGAAGGACGAUGUUGAGUGGUCCUACAUAAUCCAUCGCAGGAUGCCCGGAUGAACAAAGAUUUGAUCUCAGAGUAGAGACGUGAAGACAAUGACGGACGCUUGCAUCCGCGCCGUCGUUGAAUCUGUUCAUUCGAGUUCCAAUCAGGCUGUUCUCUAUCUCGCCGGCGGAGCCUCUCUGAACAUAUGCUCAGGUUAUAGGGUGGUUGCUGUCGGUGCCUGGAGCUUCAAAUACAGUCCUUGAAGCCGUGAUACCUUAUUCCCGAAUGUCCAUGAUCCAAUUACUUGGCAAGAUUCCUGCUCAGUUUUGUAGCCAACAAACGGCAGAAGAAAUGGCUUUGUCGGCUUAUAACCGCGCACUCAAGCUCUCUAGGCCGGGUUAUCCAGUUGUUGGUUUGGGUUUUACCGGUUCUUUGGCUAGCAUGAGCCCAAAACUUGGGGACCAUCGGUUUUGCUUGUCAACGAGGACAGCUGACCGGCUUUGGGUAUCUACAGUUACACUGUCAAAGGGUUUGCAAACUAGAGAGCAAGAAGACAAGGUUUCAAGUCAUAUUUUACUUAAGGCAAUGGCAAAUGCAUGCAGAGUUACAGCGACAUUUGAUACUGGAUUGACAGAAUCUGAUGUAUCUGAUGAAUGUGAAAAGUAUUUCGAUGUCGAUCAACAAUUGGAGCAACUUAUAAAUGGGCAAAUAUGCUUUAAGAUCUUUCCAUUUUCAAGCGACACAAAUACAUCAAGCAGUGAAAGGAAGAUAAUUCUAUCUGGUUCUUUCAAUCCGUUACAUGAUGGCCACCUCAAGCUCUUGGAAGUUGCUGCUAGCAUUUGUGGUGACGGAUAUCCGUGUUUUGAAAUAUCUGCAGUUAAUGCCGACAAACCUCCACUAUCAGUAUCCCAAAUCAAAGAUCGUGUCAAGCAGUUUGAAAAAUUUGGGAAGACAGUAAUUAUAUCCAAUCAGCCCUUUUUUUAUAAGAAAGCUGAGCUAUUUCCAGGCUCUGCUUUUGUAAUUGGUGCUGACACUGCAGCAAGGUUAAUUAAUCCCAAAUACUAUGAUGGAAACUACAAGAAGAUGAUAGAGAUACUCCUCGGAUGUAAGAACACAGGAUGCACUUUCCUUGUGGGUGGUCGUAAUGUCGAUGGUACUUUCAAGGUUCUCGAAGAAUUGGACAUUCCAGAAGAGUUACAAGACAUGUUUAUAUCAAUACCAGAAGAGAGGUUCCGCAUGGAUAUAUCUUCCAGUGAGAUAAGGAAAAGACUUGGAAUCUAAUUUCUCUUACUCUGACUGCAACCUUCAGGCACGACGAAUAAUCUUUACUGUUGAAAAUGAUUAUUAUAUCCAUGUGAAUGGUGCAAUUCCUAAUGAUUUACUUAUAUACAGAAAAAACAAGCUUA